GCCAAUUCCUAAAACUUCACUACUCUUCAUAGUCUCCAAUUCCAACACAGAUUCAUCACAGAGAGAGAGAGAGAGAGAGAGAGAGAGAGAGUGUUUGAGUCUGUUGUUGGAUUUCCAGUAUGUCGCUGCUUUCAGAUCUUAUCAACUUGGAUCUAACAGAUACUAAGAAAGUCAUUGCAGAGUACAUAUGGUUAGUUAGUUCUUUCUUUGCAGAUCUUUGCUUCUUUUUUCAUUAUUUUCUGUUGUGUUUUACGGUACCCAAGGACGUACGGUGACAAAAGUUAUAAUAUUUUUUGGUUUGUCUUUAUGUUCAUCACAAAAAAUACUAUGAUCAAAUGUCAAAGUUACAACUGAAGUUAUGAUUUGAUGGAAUUAUUCAUGAUCGAUUGUAAUAUUUUACGAUCGAUUUUGUUGUCGGUUACAUACAUACAUAUAAAUGUGUAUUUAUGUGUAUUAAUGUAUGGAAUUUUGUAUAUGUGUAUCUAUAUGCUAUGAAGUUGGGACGAUCUUUGAUUUUUCAUAAGUGGGUUUUCAAUUUCAAUUUCUAUCUUUGUGUUACUUUGAUGGAGCUGCUCAUUCUGCUAUGUAUAUGUUGAUCAUUGAACAGGGUCGGUGGAUCGGGUAUGGACCUUAGAAGCAAAGCCAGGACCAUUCUUGAGCCAGGGCCCAUCACUGAUCCGUCAAAGCUUCCAAAGUGGAACUUUGAUGGUUCCAGCACUGGCCAAGCCCCUGGUGAAGACAGUGAAGUCAUCAUAUAUCCUCAGGCAAUAUUCAGGGAUCCCUUCAGGAGAGGCAACAACAUUCUUGUGAUGUGUGAUGCUUACACUCCCGGCGGAGAGCCCAUUCCAACUAACAAGAGGUUUGAUGCUGCAAAGAUAUUCAGCCAUCCUAAUGUUGUUGCCGAGGUCCCAUGGUACGGAAUAGAGCAGGAAUAUACUUUGUUGCAGAAAGAUGUAAAAUGGCCAAUUGGGUGGCCUAAGGGAGGUUACCCCGGACCUCAGGGACCAUACUAUUGUGGGAUUGGCGCUGACAAGGCAUUCGGCCGUGACAUCGUUGACGCCCACUAUAAAGCCUGUCUGUAUGCUGGCAUAAACAUCAGCGGCAUCAAUGGUGAAGUGAUGCCAGGCCAGUGGGAAUUUCAAGUGGGUCCUGCAGUGGGCAUCUCUGCUGGGGAUGAGCUAUGGGUGGCUCGCUACAUCUUAGAGAGGAUAACGGAGAUUGCUGGAGUGGUUCUUUCUUUCGAUCCAAAACCUAUUCAGGGUGACUGGAAUGGAGCCGGUGCUCACACAAACUACAGUACCAAGUCCAUGAGAAGUGAUGGAGGUUAUGAAGUCAUAAAGAAGGCCAUUGGCAAGCUGGAAAAGAAGCACAAGGAGCACAUUGCUGCUUAUGGUGAAGGCAAUGAACGUCGCCUUACUGGAAGACACGAAACAGCUGACAUCAACACAUUCUUAUGGGGUGUGGCGAAUCGUGGAGCCUCCAUUAGGGUUGGCAGGGACACGGAGAAGGCUGGAAAAGGAUAUUUCGAGGACAGGCGACCUGCUUCAAACAUGGAUCCAUAUGUAGUAACCUCUAUGAUUGCACGGACUACCAUCCUUUAAAAACCAUGAGACAGCAACUGUUUUCCGCAUUGUCACUGUGGGAUAAUUACAUUUCCUAAAUCAUGUGGAGUCAUAUGGAUAAAUUUGGGACCUCUGUCUUUUUAAAUUUGUACUGCUUGUCCUGUUUAGUAGUGUUUCCAAAUGGUGUUUGUUCUCAUCUCUUAUGGGCAACCAUUGCCUCUUCAUUUUGCCUGUGGUGUUUGAAAGACAAUGACAUUAGUAUAAAGCCCUGAAGGAAAGGGUAGAUUGUUUUUAGGGUACGUAAUUGAAUUAUCCCAUGCUUGAUUUGCAUUUUCUAAGUUGUUUUUGUCUAAUUUGUUUCCAGCUUUCAAUAAUGUUAUUCACACUCGUUAUUCUG
Messenger RNA from Ilex paraguariensis (yerba mate), 1959 nucleotides. Lineage: Eukaryota; Viridiplantae; Streptophyta; Magnoliopsida; Aquifoliales; Aquifoliaceae. The record is from the annotation of a GenBank genome assembly.